CUUUAUCUCAUUUCCUUCCUGAGAUACCCUGUUUCCGCAAUGGCACAAAGACUGGAAAUUCCUCAUCGUUUAAGACAGGCAACCUUUUGCACUCCACUAUGAGACAGCAUGGCCUGCUUGCAGACGAGAGCGCCUGUGCUUAGGAUGAGUAUGACUAUUCUGAUGGUUUCACUGACUGUUGGAAAAGGAUUGGAUAUAAAGCAGCCUGACCACUGCAGAGCAGUUUGCAGUAAUUAUGGCAAACCUGACUGCAUAACUCUAAACCAGGGUGAAGUGGAUUUUAAAACAGCUGAAGAAGCCUGCCAUGACAGGAAAGGAGAACUUCUGCAGUUGUGCUCUAAGAGUGAUAAGAGGUUGUUUGACAUUCUGAGUCAGGAAUUGUUUGGGAACUACUGGAUCGGGCUGCAUUUACCAGCUGGUGCCUGCAGCAACCUCUCAGCUCCACUGAGAGGCUAUAAGUGGAUAUCUGGCAGACCGGGCAUCACCUUUCUUCCAUCCUGGAAUAACCACAUUCAACUCUGCUCUCCACAUUGCGUAUCACUGUCAAGUGAUGAAAAAUGGACAGAGAGACCGUGCUUAGAUAAAGCUGAUGGGUUUCUGUGCAAAGUUGAGCUCCAAGAUGCAUGCCGUGGACAAGAAGUAUCGCAUCCAACCCUUUUUCAAAGCUAUAAAGGAUGUUCACCUGGACCAUGUGAGCAGAACUGUGAGGAUUUUAAGGGGGGUUACACAUGCUCUUGUUUCAAACGAUAUAUACCAGACAACAAAGACCCCAGGCAGUGCAAACCACACUGUGCACAAAAGAGAUGCCCUAGUAUACAAGAGGCUGGCUAUGAUGUAUGUCCUGAAGGCUUUCUAAAGGUUGACGGAAACUUUUGUGAGGACCCUAAUGAAGGUCCAGUCACAACUCCUCCAGUUGUAGCGUUUGUCAAACCACCCAUCAGCAACAAUACACUGAAGGCGUCUUCUGUUCCUGGGGUGCGCUUUCUGUGGGUUUGGAUUGUGGUCAUUGUUGUUGUCAUUGCAUCUAUUUUUGUCAUUAGGUUUUAUGUAGUUAAGCGUAACAGGCAAAGAGAAAAUUCUAAUCGCAACAACGUUGUGACUUAAUUAUUGCCCCAAAAUGACAGAGUCCUCUGGCUCUUUGUUCUUUAUCGCAGACUUGGGUAUUCUGUGUUGUCUCCUAGUUAUUUAAUGGUACACUCAUGAACCUAAAGGUGUGGUCCACAUCACUGGGAACAGAAAACGCUAAAUGUUUAAGUGGUUUAACAAGUCAAAGUAGCUCUAACCUGCACCUCCAAUUACUGACUGGCCUCCAACUAUUAGUUCCAGUCAUAUUUUCUUCCUCAGAAGCCUGACCAGCAGGCUGAGCCUAUGGUCAUUACUCAUGGUUUAUUUGUGUGUUUUUGUUAAAAAGGAGCGUAGAUUAGAUGAACAACUGGCCAGAUGUAUAGAUGAAUGUAAAGAAUUCCAAAUGUUUUACAUCUCAUUUUUCCUUUUGGAAAACAAGAAAAGUGAGAACUACAUUUUGAUACAUGAAACAUUUUAACAGCUAUCAUUUUAGGAGGUUUACACCUUUAUUUUAUUACAUAAGAGCUUAUAUGAAUGAAACCCAAUGUGCUGUUCUUGUUACUACUACUACAACAUCAUCUUCAUUUCAGAAAUAUACAUACACACACACACACGCACACGCGCACACACACACACAUUCUCAGACAAAAACAAAAAUUAAAAUAAAAUAAAUAGAAUCUAAAUUACAUGAAAUGACAACCGUUAAGUCUGAAAUGGAGUAGGAAGAAAUAUGUACAUACUUAUUAAUCCCUACCUUACGCUCACUCUAUUGAAUCACCAUAUUCAGUGUUACCCCAACUUCCCCUCAUCACUUCCCCCACACAAUAAGGAAUGAAGGACAAAUAUAAAGAUAGCUACAGUGAUAGCUAUAAUUCAGAUACAAUUUAGCAUAGUUAUAUAUACUAUCAGUCAUCAACUUUAUCAGUUUCGUAUUCUUCCAAAAGCAGUAUUUGAAACAUCUUUAUGAACUCAUUAAUGCUUGAAGAUAUAAUAUAGAAGUAUAUAAAAUGUUAAUUUUAUAUAUAAAAUGUUAAUUUUAUAUAUAAAAUGUUAAUUUUAUAUACUUGCCAAAAAGUAAUCAAACUAUUUUUACAAUCUUAACAUACUUAUGUGUACUUCACGUACAGCAUAUGUAUAAAUAUGUUAACGCUGACCCUUUUCUAUAAUCAUUUACAUUUGUACAUUUAACUGGUUGCAAAUGAGUUUUAAAGAUAUGACAUGUGUAUACUUUUAUUUCAGGUCUUUUUUGAGGUAAUUUUAUGGUCAAUUAUGCUUCAUGUUCAAGCGUGAAUUCUUUCAGAUUUGCUCUUAUAGCACCAUCUACUGUCCUCAAGAACAAAGUGCUGAGAAAGCAGGCAGUCAGAACUGAGUCAAAUUGUAAUUUGGGAAAUUACAGUUUGUUCCAACAGAAACCGAAUUACUUAAGCUGUAUCUUCUAAUAAUAUAGCAUUAGUAACAACUGUUUUAAAAUAAAAAAUAUCACAAA
Molecule: messenger RNA, 2551 nt
Organism: Pundamilia nyererei
Lineage: Eukaryota; Metazoa; Chordata; Actinopteri; Cichliformes; Cichlidae
Product: thrombomodulin-like
Exons: 1
Coding region: 109-1104 (331 amino acids)
Source: RefSeq, a predicted model, not a curated record